Messenger RNA from Tarenaya hassleriana, 1646 nucleotides. Its product is annotated as probable aquaporin NIP5-1. The record is from RefSeq and is a predicted model, not a curated record. Gene Ontology annotation, biological process: transmembrane transport. NCBI's taxonomy places the organism in Eukaryota, Viridiplantae, Streptophyta, Magnoliopsida, Brassicales, Cleomaceae. The coding region runs from base 502 to 1416 and encodes 304 amino acids. The transcript is spliced from 4 exons. Gene Ontology annotation, molecular function: channel activity. Gene Ontology annotation, cellular component: membrane.
CCAAAGCUUCCAUCUCCACCCAAAACAAAACCCUCCACCAUCUCUCUCUCUCUCUCUAGAAACCAAGUUCAUUAAUGUUCUUUUCUUCUCGUAUGUUCUGUCUUUUGCUUUGCUUUUGAUCAUCAUCAGCCUGUGAGAUCUGGAUCUCUUCUCCCUCCUUCUUCUUCUUCUUCUCACGUAGCUCCAGCUUUAUAAAAACCCUAGCAAGCAUGUAAUUUAGUCCAUCUCUCUCUCUCCAUUUCUCAUCCACAAAAAAAAAAAAAAAAAAAAUAGUGAUCGAAUUGCCGAUGAGUUCCAUUUAUUAGUGUAUCGUUUUCAAGGUCCAGGUCCUGGCGAAGUCUAAGGCAACAGUGUAAUCCCAACUCUAUAAAAAACCUUCAAAUCAUGUAAUUUCGUCCCCAACCCUUUAAAAAACCCUAAAAACAAGUAGAAUUUCAGUAUCGUUUUCCUUUUCUCAAUCCUUGAAAAAACCAAAAAAAAAAAAACAAGAGAGAGAGAGAGAUGGCUCCUCCGGAUGCAGAGGCGGCGGCUACAGCCGGAUAUUCAGCGCCGGCGACACCGGGGACGCCGGGGACUCCGGGAGGGCCGUUGAUAUCGGCGAUGAGAGUGGACUCUUUGUCGUACGACCGGAAGUCGAUGCCGAGGUGCAAAUGCUUGCCCGUCACUGUUCCCACGUGGGGUCAGCCCCACACGUGCUUCACCGACUUCCCCUCCCCCGACGUCUCCCUCUCCCGCAAGCUCGGAGCUGAGUUCGUGGGAACAUUCAUCCUGAUAUUCGCUGCAACAGCCGGACCGAUCGUGAACCAGAAGUACAAUGGCGCGGAAACUCUCAUAGGCAAUGCGGCAUGCGCAGGGCUGGCCGUCAUGAUCAUAAUUCUCUCGACCGGACACAUCUCCGGAGCUCACCUGAACCCGUCUCUCACCAUCGCCUUCGCGGCUCUUCGCCACUUCCCCUGGGCCCACGUCCCGGCCUACAUCGCGGCUCAGGUCUCGGCCUCCAUUUGCGCUUCCUUCGCCCUGAAGGGCGUGUUCCACCCUUUUAUGUCCGGAGGGGUUACUGUCCCUUCCGUCGGCAUCGGACAGGCCUUUGCUCUCGAGUUCCUCAUCACUUUCAAUCUCCUCUUUGUCGUCACUGCUGUUGCCACCGAUACUCGUGCGGUUGGAGAACUAGCAGGCAUUGCUGUCGGAGCCACGGUCAUGCUCAACAUCCUUGUCGCUGGACCCUCGAGUGGAGGUUCGAUGAACCCAGUGAGAACACUAGGGCCAGCGGUUGCAGCCGGGAACUACAAGGCGAUAUGGAUAUACCUGGUGGCUCCAACGCUCGGUGCGGUGGCUGGUGCGGCGGUCUACACCGGCGUCAAGCUCAGCGACAGUGAGGCCGACCCGCCUCGCCAGGUCAGGAGCUUCCGCCGUUGAUUUAUCAAAGUCUUUGCCUUUUUUUGUGUGUGUGUGGUGAAUAAGAAGCGAUGUGACCAAAAGUCAAAUGCGAUUUGCAUCGUUAGUUACUUACAUCUCCGAUGCAAUGUGUCUGUUACUGUCAGUUUGUGGUUUUGUCGUGUCCUUUCGUUGUUUGUUGUUUUGCUGCUGUCUUUCGUAAAAAGAUUAUUGUGUUUGUGUGUGAUUAAUAAAAGUUAAAACUUUAUAUA